GCCUAUGGCCCCGCCCAGUUGCUGUAGCGCUUUAGCUUUGGGCACGGCUCCUCCCAUGAGAGUAUAAACCCCGCCGUGUUUGAAGCUUUUGCGGAGCUGCAGUACGGCAGCAGGGAGUGGGUUAAGAUUCUUCGCUGGUGCUGACCUGUACAUAAGAGAAAUGAGCCACAGGCAGAAGGUUGAUUCACCGCGCUGCUCUGAAAAGAUAAAUUAUCCCGACCAGAUAUACACUGAGUCAGCAAAAAUCUUUCAAGAUAUUCAUAUCAAGAAACCACCAGAUAGGAUUGUCGUUAAGUAUGGUAAUGACUCUGGGAAGUCUCUAUCCAGCUUAAGGGAUGAAAAAUAUCAGCGCUGGGCCUAUGAGCUGGCUUUUAAUACUCUAAAAUAUCAAGAUCUACUUGAAACCAUAUUACUGGACAGCGGCUUCUACCAUUCUCAGCCACUACCAGAUGAAAUGACCAGUCUUGUCAUGGUGAUGCUCUAUGACUUCCAAGAUCGCAAGUUUCAACCCCGCUGUUUGGCCCACACAGUGGAAACCAUAGAGGAGGUGACAGAAGUGGAAAAAUUACUUUGCAGCUACAAAACCAGGCUGUCUGCUGCCCUUGCAAGAAGUCGAAUUAAGCAUGCCAUCCCAUCCAUUGACUUUAUAUUGCCGGAAGGUGUUAGAAAGCAGGAGCAGAGAUCAUCUACAGUACCACUCUAUGCCUGGGUUAAUACUGCCAAAACCAGCACGACAGAAGUCUGCGAUGGGCUGAAGAACGAAGGUUUUACUAAAACCGAUUCUCCUGUGGAUCUGGUUGGUUAUCAGUAUUAUAUGGACAAGCAGUGCCAGGAUGUACUGGUGUUUCCUCAGUAUCUUAAAGAUAAACUCAGCAACCUGGAAUUAUUCAUUCAUUACAGACUUGUACUACAGGACAAAGCCCACAUUCUUUCUGUACAUUCUGUGAGAGCUUUGAUGAACCUAGAUGAUGACAUUAUUGUGGCUGCGCCUUGUUCAGGGUACAUUCUUGCCCACAUGUCAGUGCUGACCAAUCAAAAUGCGUGUCGGAUUUUUGUAUGUGGAAGAAAGUCUGAAGCAAGGGAACGAGCACUGCUGGAAUUGUUUGCUGAUAUGGGGUGUAAAAAUAUCAAACUCCUGAAGGAAAGCUUCACUGAUCUGGACCCGAGUGAUCCGAGGUUACAGAAGGCUAAAGUUAUUCUCUUGCUGCCUCAGAGCUCUGGAUCUGGAGUCAGUGACCCAGUACAGUUUGUUUUAAACCAGCAUGGAGACACAUCUUUGCUUCAGGAUUUCUCCCAAGGAUCUGUCGGAACUGAUAAGCUAAACGCCCUUUCCAAGCAGCAGGUCACAGAGCUGACCCAUGCCAUGACAUUUAAUAAAGUGCAAGCUCUUGUGUACUGCACCUGCUCAGUGUACCAUGAAGAAAAUGAGGAUGUAAUAAAUCAAGCUCUGGGACAGAAACCGGAAAGUAACAAAAUUCUGACAUAUAGGAUUGGCUCUCCGGUUAUUCCACUUUCCUCAUCAGAACUGACACUACUGUCUGAUAAGUUUAUUAAAGUCCAACCAUCUGAGACUACCAAUGGAUUUUUUCUAGCUGUCUUGACAAAGGAGCCAGAUCCAGCUGAAGCCAUGUCUGCAACUGACAUUUUGGCCAGAGCUGCCUCAAAGGGACUUCUUGAUGGCAUUGGGAAGCAAAAAUCCAAGAAAGAGGGGAAGAAAAAGAAAGGCAGAGCAGCUGGUCAGGGCACAAAUUCUUCUCAGGCAAAGAUUAGCGAUUUUCUAGACCAGGAAAACAACCGAGUUGCGGCGCAGUCAUUGACACCCGAUUUUGCCAAGUCAAAUUUACAGCCAGCAGGCAGCGUAGGUAGGAAGCCUUCCAAGCAAGUCCUCGCUACACCUCCUGCAACGGCAACAGACAGAAGAGACAGAAGUUGUAAAAAUCAAAAACCAGCUAAGCCUAAAGCUUUGGGUAAAGAUGGGAUUUCUCCCAGGAUAAAGCCACAUGAGAACAUGGUGGUACUUCAGCCUGUGAAGAUAAUGCUGCCACCAGUAAUGAUGCCAUUUUACAGUAACCCACUAGCAACCAGAGUCCGUAACCCCAUCACUCAUUACCCUCCUCGCUGGCAUUCUGGAAUGGGAAGCAGGUCCUCUGAUGCCUUCAUAUCAAAACUAUCCACAAGUGGCAAGCCUUGGGAUAAAGUGCCCUCCAAUGUCCUUCAGCAUCCCAAACCUUGGCACUAAAAUGUACAGUCUUCUGCUUUUAUUUUAUUAUUCCAUCCUAUUUAACAUGAGUAUUGGACCAUGAAUGGAAGAGGCUUCACGUGCAUUCAGUUUCACUGUUUCUCUGGUAUCUACAGGAAAGAUCAUUCUGAGCAGACUUUCUUUUAUUGUAAGGAGUUUGUAUUUUGUGAGAGUGCGCUCCCCCGUGCCAGCUUAUAUACAAUAACCAAUAACACUGGCAUUUUCCUAAGUCUUAUUCUUCUGCUCUACUUUCCCAAAAUUAACCAAUUUAUUGGAGAUAUCCACAUCACACCCAUAUACAGGCCCAUAUUGCCACAGACACAAUUUUUGUAUGUUUUACAAAGUGGUGCCAAAUGCUGGGGAAAUAAACACUGCAAUAAAAACACAGUGAAUUGCACAGAUUCUUGCACCUUCCCCACAGUUAUUAUGUCUCAGAGUUGUUGCAACAGAUUUCGGGUCCCAAGAACCUGCCACAGAAAAGCGAAGGAUAUUCGAUUUAACAUUCAGAGAAAUAGGAGAGGGUUUAAACAGAAAGAUGUAAAUGUUGCUUAAACCUCAGUUCAGUGGGUAUAAAGAAAAGGAGAUUUGCUACAUUACUGGCAGCAAGGGGUAUAGUGUUUGCAUAUGGGCAGCUUUAGAGUAGGGCAAUGUGUGAAUUUGUACUGUGGUCCCAGCAUCACAGGGAAGAGUGGAUAUAAACUAACAGAGGACAUAAUAUAUUGUGUAGCAAUCACUGGAUAUACAGGUAUAAUAUCUGUUACCUGGACUUCUCUUAUCUAGGCCAUAGCAGGCAGAGAUCUGGGGAAAGUGGGGAAGAUUUUUAUUGCCCCACAGCAGGGUUGGGAGACCAUUUCUGGAAGGCCUGUAUAUCUGUAUUCAUAGGAGGUAUGGAGGCAUAAUAUGAGAAAGCUUCUCAAUAGGUAAGUCUUUACAGGGCCUUAUAAAAAGACCCCUUUUCAGAAAAGAACUCUUGUCGCAAGCAUUCCAGAUAACAACCCAUAACGGUAAAUUGGGUUUGCAUGUGGCAAAAUUCAUAUGUGGUAAAGAGACAUAAUAGGAGGAAUUUCCUCGAUAGAGAAGCCUUGACAGGGCUUCUAAGCACCCCCAACACCAGCCUCUAAUUUGGGGUUUAGCCACCAGUGGGCCCUGUUGGGAUUUGUUAUGUUUAAAUGUUUUUAGCAGCCUUGUGAUCCAGAUUAUGAAAAAAACCCUUUUAAGGAAUAAAAAAAACUUUGGUCCCAAGCAUUCCAGAAUACAGAACCCAUACCUGUAUUCAGAAUACAAUUCAGUGAUGUCCAAUCUGCUGCCCUCCAGCUGUUGAUGAUUGCAACUGCAGCAUCACAUGACAGCCAUAGGCUGAGCCCGUGGGCCUCCUGCAUUGCCUUAUGCCUGAUUGUGUGUUGUGUAUUAUGUGAAUAUAAAUAAAUGUCAUAUUGAGAAAUACAAAGAAUACAGAACAGUACAGAAGAACUGGCCUUUUCUCUUGUAAAAAGUGCAAUUCAUUAUGGCUGUAUUUAUUAUCCUGCAGUGCUCAGUGCUUUAUGCCCUAUUAAAUUGACGCUAUCAUUAAAGGCACCCCUAGUGCGGAGGAAUUUGUUUUGCACAGUAGCUCAUUACUGGAAUACUGGAGUCUCUCUCUGCUUUGUCUUCACUUGUCUGGAAUUAGUGGGACACUGGAGGGGAUCGUGUCUCUCUCAGCUGGAGAAUCUGAGGAGGAAUAUGAUGAAGCUCCUCUGAUUAAAAGGCUGCAGCCCUCAGCACUUGACAGGAGCCUCCCCCCCCGGCACAUCAGCUCAGGCCUCAUCAAACACCAUGUCAGCACCAUGCGGAGAUCAUGCCGACUUGGCAAUUAGCUGGCACACUGUCAACUCAAACCUGUAGCAGCAGCAACGGCACAAAGUUCUACUGAGUGAGCUAUUGAAAUCAAGUAGACUGAAAACCCUUAUAGGCAAACUGAGUAAAAUGUAAGCUUUCCAGAUUCUAACACAUCAGACAGUAACAUCUGAUCAAGAGAUGGAAAUAUAUCAUUUUUAAAGCGUAAGCUUUUAUGGCUGCCAUACACAGGCCAACCAUCUGGGGACAGCCUAUAGGGCUACAGUCCAUUAGACAUUCAUCUUGGGACCUAAUGUGCAAGCUUAUUAAUAAACUGACUGCACCCUCCCUUCACACAUCUAAAUAAAUAGCAUUAUAUACCCGUGUAUUGCAUGUGUCCAAAUGUAUUUAUAUAUCCAGUGAAAUCAUUGUAUGAUGUAACGGAACUUUUGUGACUGUAUCAGGGUUGCCUUCUGUUUAGUAAGCACCAGCCUUUCUAUCAUGUGUCCCUUUCUUCCCUAUUACCGGCAUUGGCAUCAAGUGUCUUUUUAAUAAGCCAGGCUGGUACAGUACUGACUAGGUGGCAACCCUAGCCUACAUAUGUGACUAGAAGGGCCUAGGGCGCCCGGCACUGAUGAUUAAUAUCAUCCCUAAUUCCCAGGGCCUCUGGGUGGUUGAAAUGCCCUGCACCCCCUCAAAUCCUGCUUGGUUAAAAGGCUGUUGCAUUUUUAUUGUGCUGCAUCUCUAAUGCACUCCCAAUGCUUUCAGUACAAAAAUUCUAACUAGAUUGGUCAGGAACAAGCCAAGGAAAUACCAGUAGUCUGCUGAGUUCAGGGGUAGGGUUGCCACCUGGCCGGUGUUUUACUAACCUGGCCUGUAAAAAAUGUUGCUUGAUGCCAAUGUUAUUAAAGAUAAAAGUAAAGGAAGACCGGUGUUUUUUUUUGCAGUAAAGAUGGCAACCCUUCCAAG
Messenger RNA from Xenopus tropicalis (tropical clawed frog), 5020 nucleotides. It is a transcript of the gene nsun7, whose product is annotated as NOP2/Sun RNA methyltransferase family member 7. The transcript is spliced from 12 exons. The coding region runs from base 161 to 2239 and encodes 692 amino acids. NCBI's taxonomy places the organism in Eukaryota, Metazoa, Chordata, Amphibia, Anura, Pipidae. The record is from RefSeq and is a predicted model, not a curated record.